AUGCAUCAGGAAGAUUCUUUUCUGGCCGCGUGUCUUCUAAAAAGUUUACCCUUCUUUGUUGUGAAGGACGGUUUGAUCGGAUUUUUGCUGCGACGUGGAGAGCCGCCGAAAUUGCCACCGACACAGCUCAAGUGUCACUUGCGGAAACACAAAGCGAACCGGAAACCCCGAACCCCGUUCACCACCCAACAAUUGCUGGCGUUGGAAAAGAAAUUCCGGCAAAAACAGUACCUCUCCAUUGCAGAAAGGGCCGAAUUCUCUGCAUCCUUGAGCCUGACUGAAACCCAGGUCAAGAUUUGGUUCCAGAACCGAAGAGCCAAGGCAAAGCGACUGCAAGAAGCCGAGCUGGAGAAGCUGAAAAUGGCGACGCGGCCGCCGGUCGUCAUGCCGUCGGCGUUCGGGUGUUGGCUGCCCACAGCUGCAGCUGCCAUGUUUGCCGCUGCCAACGCUGCUGCCAUGCAACCCAGGGUGCCGGGCCAUGUGCCAGUGUCUGUGCCCAUGUCCUUGUCCCACCAGACCAUGCUGCCGCCGGGUUUAACAUUCUCGAUGGCCGGAGGUUUGCCCACCCCUCCGCCCGCUGCCCACCAACAGUCCCCGGUGAUGUCCGGCGUGCCUGUAAAAAGCGCAUGGAAAAUGGAAAAGAACGGCGUUUCCGUUGCUGGAGGCGGGGAAAAAAUCCCGAUGACUGCUGUGGAGGGACUCUCCGAUACGUACUAA
Messenger RNA from Notodromas monacha, 717 nucleotides. Lineage: Eukaryota; Metazoa; Arthropoda; Ostracoda; Podocopida; Cyprididae. The record is from the annotation of a GenBank genome assembly.